This is a messenger RNA of Glossina fuscipes, 1623 nucleotides long. RefSeq lists its product as uncharacterized. The coding region runs from base 81 to 1583 and encodes 500 amino acids. NCBI's taxonomy places the organism in Eukaryota, Metazoa, Arthropoda, Insecta, Diptera, Glossinidae. The transcript has 6 exons. The record is from RefSeq and is a predicted model, not a curated record.
AGGAAAUCAUUUAGUUCUGUGUCGACGAUCCGAAAGGAAAGAACUGAUUAGCGUGCAUAUAGACAUAUGCAAGAGAAAUAAUGAAAAUUGUGAUUUUGUGCAUUAUAUGGUUUCUCGUGCCAAAUGUUUGGAGUGAAUGCGUUUUACAAAUUCCGGACAAUAAAGAGAUUGCUCCUCUAUGGAAAAAGAAUAUUGGUAAUCGUUGGUCGAAAUUUCCUUACAUAACCAAUCGCGUGAAAUUGCAACAUGGCGAAAUCAUUAAAGGAUAUUGUGCCACCAAAUUUAAAGAUAUCUUCAAUAGCGUUGAAGUCAAAAGAAAGUGCGAAUAUGACGAUUAUGACUAUGACUGUCAAGGGGAACCGCUGCGGACGGAAUUGAAAAAAAUAGAAUUAUCUCACAACAACAUAACGAUUGAAUGUUCUGGCGAUUCACUGAAACAUGAAUCGCAUUUACUCAAUAAUCUACACAUAUUAGAAUGUAAUAGCGUCGAAUGGACAGUAAACAUGAAAUCAGUUCAAGAUAGUGAAACGAAAACAUUGUGGUGCAAAGAGGAUCAUCAAAUACUUGAAUUGUCCACCAACAAUUUGGAUCAAAACCGCACUUUAGCGCACAUUUGUUACAAUGUGGAAGAAAUUUCAUUGCAGGCCGUUAAGUAUCCAACAAUAAAGCGUACGACUGAAUCUUGGAAUGUAAAUAAAUUUUUACCCGUUGUUCUGGAUGACCUGCCAGAGGCGAGCAUACUGUCUAGUGAGGUGAAAUUUCUAAACUCAACGCUUCUUCAUAUGGAAAAUGAUGUCUUAACACGUUAUCUUGAAACAUUGAGUGAGGAAAACCCGUGGUUGAAAUUGGCCCGUUAUGAAUACGCCAACAUUAUUCAAAGUAGCCCGUUUAUGAAUCAUUACAAUCAAUAUAAUCAACUAUUGGACAUUUUGUGGUGGCAUGAUUUACGUGUAACAAAUUGGCGACGAUUCUUGAAAGCGUUAGAAGAGCACUCAGCUGUAAAUAGUUACACAAUAUAUACGGGCGCAAUGGGUGCGGUGCAGAUACCAAUCUGGUCAAAUCCAAGCGAAUUUCAAUUUUUGGAUGUUCAGAAUGGUUUCCCUCUACCUCAAUAUAUUUGGACAUAUUUAGAAUCAAGCGACGGUAAAAAUCCGGAUCUGUUUGUGUUCGGAUAUAACUCACCUUACGCUGAGUUUUUCGAUACGAGCGAAGUGAAAUUCUGCGCGGAUACAUGCAGCGAUUUUGAUUGGCUGAAGAAUGCCCGCUCCUCAUUUGAUUAUUCUAAUUUUGGCAUCGUGUUCUGCUGCUCACCAGAAUCAGUGAAAGAAUCUUCAUAUGCAAGAAAGUUGCCCUACAAAAUAUCAGCUCCUGUCUUAGACAUUUCAGAUAACGACGCAACUGUUCCCAUUGGAGAGGAAGAAGUGAAAAAGUUGGAAAAAUCGAGAGAAACAGUAGAAAGCACUGAGAAACCAGAUGUUGUAGAAAAAUCGGAAAUACCGGAAGAACCUCAAACACUCGGAAAUUAUAUUUUUAUUGAUCGUAAUUCUGCUCUUGAUUCGGGUUUUGAGGGUUCUGGUUAUUAAUAUAUAAAGAAUUGCGAGCUUUAAAAAAAAGGCAUGAAAU